Molecule: messenger RNA, 2082 nt
Organism: Trichomonas vaginalis G3
Lineage: Eukaryota; Parabasalia; Trichomonadida; Trichomonadidae
Exons: 1
Coding region: 1-2082 (693 amino acids)
Source: RefSeq, a predicted model, not a curated record
AUGUCAGUUCAUCAAGGUAAUUUAAUGACGCUUUAUAUCCGUAUUAAAAGCUGUACAGAAGUUGUAGAUAAGAAAGGUAAAACAAAUACAUUUGUUAUGCAAUUCCAAGAAUAUGGAACUCCUAAUAGUGCUAUUUCUUCAAGAUUUCAUGGCGACAAACCAAGAUUUAAGGACGAAAUUCUUGAAAUGCCAGUUAAAAAGUAUGAAAAACACCGUCUUCUUUGCGAUAUAACUACAUGUUCCCAAGAUAAUCCAGUUAUUCUUGCUCAAUUAGUUUUUCAUUUAGCACUUCUUCCAAGAAACAAACAAACGAAGAUUAUUUUUGUUUAUCCAAAGACCAAGUAUGGUGUUCACAUACAAGCUUCCAUCGAAUUCCAUUAUUCAACAAAUGAUUCUGAACCUUUCGAUGUUCCUUUCAAAGAAAUCAAAGCUGAGGAGUUCCAGAGGUCUAUGCAAGAAGGUGUCAAUAUGUCCAACAAUGAUAACAAGAGAUAUACAAUCAAAGCUGCUGCAUAUACUGAUGAAGAUGAAAGAGCUCGUAUUGUGUCCGAAAAAAUCCACAGAGCACGUGAUGAAACUAAUGAAGAACCAGAAGAUGACGUACAGAUCACAAAAUCCAGCGAAUCCAAGAAAAUUGACUCGAAAUCUCCACAAAAAACAUUUGUUGCAGACAUGCCAGUUGCACCAAUGGUUGCUCCACCACCAACAAACGCUCCUUUAUUCGAAAACCAAAGCUAUAGCUCUGUUCAAUACAAAACUCAAACUCAGAUGCCAGUUCCCUCACCUCCUCCAGCUUCUUCACAACUACCACCGAUGGACACAUGGAUUGACCAGCGUCUUACCCCUGUUCCAAAGCCUCCUGCCGAUAGAAUUCAGUAUUUCGCUCAAUUCCAGCAAACAGUCAAAGAUUAUCAGGCCCAAUAUGGACCACAACAUGCCAAACAAUACUACGACCAAUACAUUUCGUACUUCCAAGAUUGUACGAGUUAUUUAACUUAUACAGAAGAGAGAAAGAAGCUUGUUAUCCAAUAUCAGCAGUUACAACAGCAAUCGAUCCAUCCUCCACCACAAUAUAAUACUCUUCCCCCUCAAAAUCCUCGUAUGAAUUAUCCAACUCCUCAGCAACAGCAAUCCAUGCAACAGAUACAAAUGCUACAGCAACAGAUCAACAUGCUGAUAUCACAACAGCAGCAAGCCCAUCAACAACAGCAAUCAAUGCAACAAAUACAACAACUACAGCAACAAGUACAAUUCUUACAGCAGCAACUACAGCAACAAAAUCAGCAGCAACAGCGGCAAUCCAAGCAACAGCAGUUUAUUUCGAAUCCAAUUCCAGUCCAAAACAGCCAGAAUCCACAGCAGAACAUUCAGUACCAACAGCAGUAUCAAUACAACCAACAACCGCCGAUGCAGAAUGUUCAGCAAAAUCAAUAUCAAAGUCAAUAUCAGCAAACACGACAAACAAUGAUUUCUCAGCCACAGAAUCAAUACCAGACACAAUAUACAAUGCAGCAGCAACCACAAUACCAGACCCAGUACCAAUACAACUACAACCAACAGAUGAUGUCAAGUAGUGACUCAAAUCCCCAGUUAAAUUUCGUUCCUCCCCCUCAACAAAAAUUACCAAAUGAAUCUCAACAGUUAUAUUCGAUGCCAGUGAUGCAACAACCACAACAACCUCAAUUACAACAAGUGCAAGUGAUGCCUCCGAACCAACAAAUUCAACCUGAUCAACCACAAUUACAACAAUUACCAGUAAUGCCGCCUCCAAAGCAGCCAACACCACCACAACCACAGCUUGCACCACUCCCUGUCAUGCAGCCUCCUCAACAACAAAAUACAGUCAUACAAAAUCAAGAAAUUCCUCAAUUACCAGUAAUGCAACCACAACAACCAGCUCCACAGCAACCAGUACCACAACAACCACUACCACAACAAACAAUGCCACAACCAGGAGUUAAUCCUCAGAUGCAGACAUUUUCUCAGAAGAACACAACUUCUCCUUAUAACAAACAGAAUAAUCUAGCACAAGAACUUCAACAAAAAGGAUUACCACCUCCUCCAAACAUUACUAUGUUUUAA